GGAUGUAAGGAGUCUUCAGUAUUUGGGAGGCAUGGGGCUAUCUUUUAGGAGAUUUCUCUUUUUCUGGGAACAAAGAAACAGCUCAGAGAAAGGAGAAAACAGACCUCUCAUUACAAAGGGAAAUAUAAAACCAGAGAGGUCCUCACACGUCUCUUAUGCGACAACUGAUGACAGUUCAGGAAGUCAAAGCAGCUCGAGUUCAUCUAACCAUCAGGGUCUAACCAGAGUUGUGUCAUGGACUGGCACCAGUUCAGGACCACCCGGUCCAUCCAGCUGGAGCGACUACAUUCUAAAGUACCUACUCAUCACCAGCAACCUUCUCUUCACCGUCUUGGGAAUAGUGACCCUCGUAGUGGGACUCUGGGGUCUGGUCCAUAAAGAAUCUUUUGCUCAAGAGAAGAUGGGCGGAAUUGGUACAGACCCCAUGCUCCUCUUCUCAUUCCUCGGUUUUGUCCUGACCUUACUGAGCCUUACGGGAUGCAUAGGGGCUCUACGGGAAAACCGCUGUCUCCUUCGCACCUUCUCGGGGGCUUUGCUGCUCUUGGUGGUGGUGCAAGUGUUGGCCGUGAUCGUAGUGUAUAGCCUGCAGGAUCAGAUCGUGGAUUACCUGCGCUCGGGGAUGCUGACCGCUAUGGCACGGUACCAGGACGAUCUGGACCUGAGGUUCAUCACUGAUGAGAUCCAGACGGGCCUGCAGUGCUGCGGGGCAGACACGUACAGAGACUGGGAAAUGAAUGUGUACUUUAACUGUUCGGCUCCGGGGGUCCAAGCCUGCGGCGUGCCCCCCUCCUGUUGUGUAGAUCCCCUAGAGAACGGGACGGUGUGGAACUCUCAAUGUGGAGUCGGUGCCCAGCGGCUGGACGAGUUCUCAGCCCAGAGCGUGGUCUUCCUGGGCGGCUGUUUGGGCGGCAUGUCCCGCUGGAUAGAGCAAAACACUGGAGCGAUCGGCACGGUAGCCGUAAUUCUGCUGGGAGUGCAAAUAAUAACUCUGUUUAUAACAGAACGUCUGCUGCAGAAGAUCCAGCGAAGCAGAGAUUGGCAUUACAUGAACUCAUAAUAACUGCAGUUAAAGUGUUUUCAAUAACACAACGUUGUGCCAGGGUUAUUCCGAACCAGUUUGGAGUCAUGGUGUUUGACAUCUGGAGAUGCUGAACUGAUGAUAAACUGGGCGGUCUAGCAGUUUUAUGAUAGCAUGGUCAAAUAGCAUGUGUUUCAAGGUUUCUGCUUGUUAUUGUUGGUUUCAAAUACAGGAAAUAUCUAUUCUUAGUUGAAGUUCACUGUAAAAAAAUCCAUUAAAAAAAACGUACAUUUUCUGUCAGCUGGAGCGACAUAAUAAUUUAAUAGUUAAAUAAUAGUUUUUUUUCCUGUGAAAUGACAGAAUAUAAGGAUAUGUAAUAAAUUGCAUUCCCCGUUUUUCUUGUAAAUUUGCUGUCUUUUCCUGUAAUUUUACAGUUUUUACUGUAUUUUAAAAUAAACUGUAAAAAAUAAAAUCUUGUUAAAAAAAGGAAAUUUUCUUGCAUGAAAUACACUGUGAAAUAACAUUUUCCCCUGUAAAAU
Triplophysa rosa is the source of this 1557-nucleotide messenger RNA. It is a transcript of the gene tspan10, whose product is annotated as tetraspanin-10. Bases 32 to 1057 code for a protein of 341 amino acids. The record is from RefSeq and is a predicted model, not a curated record. Lineage: Eukaryota; Metazoa; Chordata; Actinopteri; Cypriniformes; Nemacheilidae. Gene Ontology annotation, cellular component: membrane. The transcript is spliced from 3 exons.